This is a messenger RNA of Drosophila gunungcola (fruit fly), 584 nucleotides long. Its product is annotated as kunitz-type serine protease inhibitor PILP-3-like. NCBI's taxonomy places the organism in Eukaryota, Metazoa, Arthropoda, Insecta, Diptera, Drosophilidae. The transcript is spliced from 2 exons. Gene Ontology annotation, molecular function: serine-type endopeptidase inhibitor activity. The record is from RefSeq and is a predicted model, not a curated record. Bases 83 to 361 code for a protein of 92 amino acids.
UUGCCGCUAUGCCCUUAUAUAAGCGCCGCAUAAGUUUUAGGAAAUCAAUUCAAGUCGAUCUCUCGAAAAGAAUCAGUUUAAAAUGAAAUUUCUUAUGAUUUUGUCCUGCCUGGUCCUCUAUGUGGCCCUCACCUUCGCACAAAGUUGCCCGGGACGUCCUCAUCCCCAGAACUGUUCGGGCGGCAAGGACGAAGGAGUUCGCCAUCUGCAUGGUUGCAUUUCGGACCCCAAUAACGAGAUGUGGUACUAUAACCAUAAUUUGAAUCGAUGCAUUAAGAUGCAGUACCACGGAUGUGGUGGCAAUUUCAACCGCUACUGCUCUUUGGUCAGUUGUCAACGUGACUGCGUUCGACGAACUUAAACAAAGUACACAAGCAUAUUUCCGGUGUUUUUUCUGACCCAAUACAAAUUCAUAAAAAGCAAAACUAAAACGUUUUUAAUUUUCGAAGAUUUUAAAUAGCAAGUUAUGGAAGUUAUGGAUGUACUUAUAUAAAUAAUAUAGAUGGGGAAAAAACAUAGAAACACACACAGUAUAAUGUUUUUAUAUGUAUAUAAUGUUUUUUCCUACUUUUUAAAACGAUGAG